GACAGAAGCCAAAAUAGCAUCACCAGAGAGAGACGUUGGCACAGUGGGAACGAUGGAAAGAAUAUCUGAGAGACAGAUACAAAGACAACAUAAGACAAACUGAAACCAAAAUAAUACAUUCAGGAAGAGUGUGAGCAGAUCCUGGAAUCAUCUGACCCAGGACCGGACCAGGACUGGGGGGGUGAAUCGCAAUGGACUAUGAACCCAAGAAAUCCAAGAAGAGUUUUGUCUCACCUAUUAAGCGCCUCGUCUGGUCAAAAUCUGGUCGCAGGCCGGUGGAUCGAGGCAGCGUUUACCGACGUACACUGCACACUGUCCCUCUCUAUCCCCCGGACUACCUCAUCCACCCUGAGAGACUCAUCUUUGACUAUGUAGAGAAGGAGGUCAAGUUCCUUGGUCACCUGACCUGGGUGUCGGUUUCACUGAACCCCUCUAGCCGAGAUGAACUGCUUCAACUCCUCGACACAGCCAGGCAGCUGAAGGUGCUGCCGCUGAAGACCAGCGUGGACCAGGACUGCAUCCUCAGCCUGUCCGCUCGCUGUCUGCUGCUGACAUGGAGAGACAACGAGAAGCUGCUGGUGCGAAUCCCCACACAUGAGAUCGCUGCUGCCUCCUACCUGAGAGACGACGCGCUGCACCUGCUGGUCCUCAAGACAGGUCUGAACGUGGAUACAGUGGUUGCUGGGGAGGACAGCUUGGACAGGAAGAAGCCGACAACAGGCGUGGAUGGCCGACGCCAAACCAUGAGCUGCAAUGCCGACCCUCGGCCUGCAGGGGGCACCAUGGAGCGACGGCACACCAUCUGUGGGGUCGACUGGAGGCAGUCGCUGUCCAGGAGUAACCACGACAAACCCAAAAUGUGGAGCGAGGUGGAGGAGAGAGGAGGAGGAGGAGGAGGAGGAGGUGGUGGGGGAGAGAGAGGAGGAGGAGGAGGAAGUUUGGAGAGGAAAAGAGUGGGGGGCAGCUGGGAGAAAAGGCAGCAAACGCGCAAAACUGGAGGAAGCUGGGAGAACCGCAGAGCGAGACCCACGAGCGGGAGCUGGGGGGUGGGCGUAGGCAGCGGGGCUGGCGGGAGCUGGGAGAGGAGGGGUGGAGGAAGUGGCGGCGGGGGGAGCUGGGAGCGGAGGGGUGGAGGAAGUGGUGGCGGGGGAAGCUGGGAGCGGCGGCAAGCCUGCACUGGAAGCUGGGAACGGGGGAAGAGCUACGGCAGCUGGGAGAGGAGGAACCACAACCCGCUGGAGCCGACGCCCUGCCCCGACGCCUACUGCAACCUGGUCCUCCUGGCUGUGGAGAACAGAGAUGCUGCAGAGGAAUACUGUUCUCUGAUCUGUCAGAUGUUCCAGAUCAUUUACGGCCAUCAGACCAUCGAGUGCGUCGACAGAUCGGGGUUUCACCACUCCGUGCCGGACCGCUAUUGGCUGGAGAGGAGUGACAGCUGUCUGACUGACAUGUCCUACGGUUAUGAUCCAGAGUUUAGCUGCUGCAGCUCAUAUGAUGGUUCCCAGGAUGCGUUUGAGCUCUACUACAGUGAAACGUACAGUGAGAGUUCAUCUCUCUCGCUGCAGGAUUCCCAUCGCAGUCUCGCUUCAGCCAGUGAGGGAGGAGACAGUAACCCAGCCCUGCUGCUGAUGCAGGAGUACAUGAUUACUCUGCGUAACAAGCUGAGUCCGGUGGAGUUGCAGCACUUUGCGGUGUUGCUGAGAGAAUAUAGACUGGCAUCAAACAUCGACCACUUCUGCUCCGCGCUGCUGCAACUGUACGGAGACAACCGCAAGUUCCUGCUGAUGGGCAUGCAUCCUUUCAUCCCAGACAAGGACGUCGGGGUGUUUGAGAGUUUCCUGGAGAGUAUCGGGAUCCGUGAGGGUGGUAUUUUAAGUGACAGCUUCGGACGCAUCAAACGCAGCAUGAGCAACACGUCAGCUACGGCCAUGAGAGGGUAUGAUAACUGCUCUCUGGCCUCAGGAUCUCAGGAAUUUAACCGACGCAUUACUGACAUCACCCACGACAUCCAGGCGCUUGGCUUCCAGGACACACAUGGAGACAUUGAGGAGGAAGACUACUAUCUCUGAUGCAGGGAUGAAGGAAUACAGAGGGCGCUUGAUUCCUUUUUGAACUCAUUUUUAACUUUGAGUCUGCCGAGGUGCACGUGAGGAAGAGCAGCGUGUCCACAGUUAGUUUUCUCUGCAUUACUGGACAUUUUCAUAAAGUGCAGUAUCGUUUUGUCAUCGAAGCUUCGGAAUGCAACGGUCAUGAGAAGAGUCGACUAGUAUCAGACAACAUGUAAAUGUCUACUGUUUAAUUGGUAGCUGAGGUUCAACAGUACUCAAAAAAGAGUCUAAGUUUAAGGUAUCUAAAUAAUCUUCCAGUAUUAUGUUAUUUUCUGUAGGGGCUGUAAUGCUUAACAGCGACCACACGGGGGCAACUAAGGUUGAAAGAGAUGAUUUUCCAAUCCUGCUGCUGAGCAGUUAUUAGUCUGAAAUUAAAGUUCAUUAAAAAAAAAUGUGUUUUAAAAAGAAUACAAAGAGAUAGACAGACAGUUAGACAUCUAGAUAUUGGCUCAGUGGUGGAGCAGGGUCGGGCACAUAGCUGGAAGCGCUUUGAGUGUUUGGCAGACCAGAGAGAGACAGACAGAGAUGUACCAUAUUGUUGGUAAAAGCUACAGCUUUGAUAUAGAAAUCUAAAAGAAAGUAGAAGCUGAGAUUACUUGUAUGUAAUAAACACUCUCUCUCUCUCUCUCUCUCUCACACACAAGCAUACAGUCUAUGCUCCCAACGUUGCAUUGACCCGUUAUGCUCGCAGCAGCAUCAUGACCUUCCCAUAGUGCACUGCUUCUCUGUGCCCCCUGGUCCUCUCCUCUGCCAGCCCCACUGCACAUCAGAGCGCGAGAGUCAGUACACCCAUGGGCUUCACCCAAGUCGUGUUAGUCUCCUCCCUCUCAUGAUGUAAUAGACCAACGCUGUGUGCAUUUACUUUUCCAUUCAUUCAUCAUGAACAGAGUCACUUUAUUUAACAGCAGCAGUGAUGCACGUUACUGUUAAUGUAACAGGAUUGAUGCAACACGAGCAGGCGUUCCAAAGAACUUAAGUGAGGCAGACAAAAACACAGUUAUUUAAAUAGGAUACAUGCACGGAGAGUAUACUUGGAGUGAUACAAAAAGAGAGAGAGGGAGAUAGAGAGAGGACCACAGAGAAUCAUGUCAAACUGUUCUUCUCUGUUGGAGAAAAUUGAGCUUCCUGAAGCCAAUAGCGUAGCUACAUCUUGUACAGACCUGAAGGUCAAAGGUCAUCAGAGUUUACCUCAGUCAAAAUGAUACCUGUGUGUGUUUGUGUGUGCGCACAUGUUUGCAAGCACAUUGUACUCAAACCUCACCAUCGGAUUACAGCUCAUCAACAUCUCUCCCAUACAUAGAAUCACUUCCUUAUUGCAUCAUCAGCGAUACACUGUUUACUAUCAGUCCUGGCGAAAUACUUUGUGUGUUCUGCUACAACAUAAUAUUCUAUCAAAUCUAUACAUACUAGUAUGGUUUGCAUAUGUGACAGCAAUAAAUAUUUAAAAAACAAUUACAAAAAUCAAGGGUUCAUGUCUACGAUACAAUCUUCAGGAGUUUGUAGCAGAGCACCAAGCCAGCUUCUCCUACAUACAAAAACGUAUGAUAAAACAUAGUCAUGCAAAUGAAAAACACUUUGCAGUGACAUCAAACUGAAAUAAAUGAUGUUUGGGAUUUCCAUCCAGCUGGAAGGUCA
This is a messenger RNA of Pseudoliparis swirei, 3743 nucleotides long. It is a transcript of the gene ccm2l, whose product is annotated as CCM2 like scaffold protein. NCBI's taxonomy places the organism in Eukaryota, Metazoa, Chordata, Actinopteri, Perciformes, Liparidae. The transcript has 11 exons. Gene Ontology annotation, biological process: heart morphogenesis. The coding region runs from base 192 to 2069 and encodes 625 amino acids. The record is from RefSeq and is a predicted model, not a curated record.